This is a messenger RNA of Perkinsus marinus ATCC 50983, 1050 nucleotides long. RefSeq lists its product as hypothetical. NCBI's taxonomy places the organism in Eukaryota, Perkinsozoa, Perkinsida, Perkinsidae. The record is from RefSeq and is a predicted model, not a curated record. Bases 1 to 1050 code for a protein of 349 amino acids. The transcript has 8 exons.
AUGAAUCAGAAUUCCAACUUGAUCGUGAACGAGGCAUUAUGGGAGGCGUACUUGAAGCGAGCGGCGCAGCUUUCUGAUAAGUGCCAUUUUCGAUCGCUGCUGAGAGUGUUCCAAGCUGCAGCAUCUGUACGAAUAUAUAAUCGUCGGGUUGUACCGUACUACCGUACAUUAUUGUCGGCAUGUGCGGUGAAGUUCGGCGAGAUGAAACCGGAGAAUUUCUGUCAUCUGAUGCAGGCACUUUCUCGAUUGCAGUACAGGGAUGAGAGGUUAGUAAUGAUGUUACAAAAAACGGCAUUGACUUGGCCGACGGUGACGCACAAGAUCCUCGUGAAAGCUGCUAACUCGGCGGCUAAGCUCGACCUUGCUUCUCAGCUUUGGUGUAAACCUCUGGCGAUCGCUUUGUCGCAAGCAGUGUGUGAAAAUACUCUCAUUGUGAAGGAGUUUAUGAAUAUCAAGUGGAUAACAGUUGUGGAGAUGUUUGAUGAUGCUACUAUGAUUAACUACUUGUAUCGGGCGGAGGCAGUGAAGAGGGAACAGCUUAGUGAUAUGAGGUACAGUAGGCAUUUACAGGUGGUGGAGAUGUAUGUACGACUGUGUAAGGAGGAAAGUGUUUGGGAACAAUUGGAUGAUAAUGUGAAGGAGUUCCUCCGCGAUUUGCGAAGUGACGAGGAGAGUGCCGAGGAUGAGCGCGAGCGGUUAAAGGGGGAGAAGAAGAAGUCGAAGGAAAGGCAGCGGAAAGAGCUGCACAAGUACAAGAAAAGAUUGAAAAAAUACGGUGAAAAAGCGCGACCGUUAGCGGUUAAGAAAAUUAAGACUCAGCGAAAAGCAUUGAGCUGCGAGCUCCAUGGGGAAGUAGCCGAGCUGCUCGUCGGAGUAGGUUUGGAAUUGAUGAUAGGAGUGAAAGCGGGCCCUUUCAAUUUGGAUAUGUUCCACGCUGCAACGAAUACAGUCAUUGAAGUAUGCCCGGAGUGGCAGUUUUAUGUAAGCGAUAUCGAGUGGUCGACUAGAUGUGCUGGUGAUGGUAUUGAUAUUGUGAACAAAUUCUGUUAA